Gekko japonicus is the source of this 868-nucleotide messenger RNA. RefSeq names its product FSHD region gene 1 (gene FRG1). The record is from RefSeq and is a predicted model, not a curated record. Gene Ontology annotation, cellular component: nucleolus; catalytic step 2 spliceosome; striated muscle dense body. NCBI's taxonomy places the organism in Eukaryota, Metazoa, Chordata, Lepidosauria, Squamata, Gekkonidae. Gene Ontology annotation, molecular function: actin filament binding. The transcript has 9 exons. The coding region runs from base 23 to 790 and encodes 255 amino acids.
UUUCCGUGGUACGUGUACAGAAAUGGCGGAAUACUCUUUUGUGAAAUCGACCAAGUUGGUUCUGAAGGGAACGAAGUUGAAGAAUAAGAAGAAAAACAAAGACAAAAAAAGGAAAAGAGAAGAAAAUGCAGAAGAUCAGCUUGAUAUGGUUGAAGGCUGGUGGAAGGUAACAAAUUUUGGCGAAAUCACAGGAACUGUAGCAAUAGAGAUGGGACAAGGAACAUAUAUCAGCGCUCUUGACAAUGGCCUUUUUACACUUGGAGCACCUCAUAAAGAUGACGGUCCUAGCCCUCCUGAGCAAUUUACUGCUGUCAAGCUGUCAGACACAAGAAUUGCACUGAAAUCAGGCUAUGGCAAAUAUCUUGGUAUCAAUUCAGAUGGACUAGUUAUUGGACGUUCUGACGCAAUUGGUUCAAGGGAGCAGUGGGAACCAGUUUUUCAGGAGGGGAAAAUUGCUCUGUUAGCAGCUAACAGCUGCUUUAUCAGAUGUAAUGAAGAAGGUGAUAUAGAGGCCAAAAGUAAAACUGCGGGGGAUGAAGAAAUUAUUAAGAUCAGAACAUGUGCUGAAAGAGAAGCCAAACAAAAAGAUGACAUUCCUGAAGAAGACAAAGGAAACGUUAAGCAGUGUGAAAUCAACUAUGUGAAGAAAUUUCAGAGUUUUCAAGACCGCAAACUCAAAGUAAGCCAGGAAGACAGUAAAGCUCUCAAAAAAGCAAGGAAAGAAGGCACUUUUCAUGAAGCCCUGUUGGACAGGAGAGCAAAAUUGAAAGCGGAUCGAUAUUGCAAAUAGUCCAAAGAGGGCAGCUUCUCUUUUCGUACUUUAUUAGUGUCUUGUGCAUUUGUGUGAAUAUUCUGAAUAAAACAUUUU